AUGACUCCCGGCGGGGCAGGGCCCGCGCUGCUGCUGCUGCUGACUGCCGCCGCGGGGGCGCAGGGCCCGGGGCAGGACUUCAGCGAGGAUGUGCUGAGCGCGUUCGGAGCCAACCAGAGCCUGUCGGCGGCGCAGCUGGAGCUGCUGCUGGAGCGGCUGGGGACGGCUCCCCGCCACGACAGCCUGGACCUCAGCCGGCUGCACUUUAACCAGUGUCUCUCCGCGGAAGACAUCUUUUCCCUUCAUGGCUUUUCCAAUGCCACCCAGAUAACCAGCUCAAACUUCUCUGCCAUCUGCCCGGCAGUCUUACAGCAGCUGAGCUUCCACCCCUGUGAUGAACGGCCCAAGCACAAAGUAAAGCCAAGCCUGUCUGAAGUUUGGGGAUAUGGAUUCCUGUCAGUGACGAUUAUUAACCUGGCAUCUCUCCUUGGGCUGGUUUUGACUCCGUUGAUAAAGAAGUCAUAUUUCCCAAAAAUUCUGACCUAUUUUGUGGGAUUAGCUAUUGGGACUCUUUUCUCAAAUGCAAUUUUCCAACUCAUUCCAGAGGCCUUUGGAUUUAACCCCAAAAUUGAUAACUAUGUUGAGAAGGCUGUUGCUGUGUUUGGUGGAUUUUACAUACUCUUCUUUGUUGAAAGAACACUUAAGAUGCUAUUGAAGACAUAUGGUCAGAAUGACCAUACCCACUUUGGAAAUGAUGACUGUGGGUCUAAAGAAAAAGCACAUCAACCUAAAGCGUUACCAGCGAUCAAUGGCGUGACAUGCUAUGCGAACCCCGCUGUCACAGAGCCCAACGGACACAUCCACUUUGACACUGUCAGUGUAGUGUCUCUCCAGGAUGGAAAGGCAGAAUCAAGUUCAUGUACCUGCUUGAAGGGCCCCAAACUGUCUGAAAUUGGAACAAUUGCCUGGAUGAUAACGCUCUGUGACGCCCUCCACAACUUCAUCGAUGGCUUGGCGAUCGGGGCGUCCUGCACUUUGUCUCUUCUUCAGGGGCUCAGUACUUCCAUAGCCAUCCUGUGUGAAGAGUUUCCUCAUGAGUUAGGGGACUUUGUGAUCCUCCUCAAUGCAGGGAUGAGCGCUCGGCAAGCCUUGCUGUUCAACUUCCUUUCUGCAUGUUCCUGCUAUGUUGGCCUAGCUUUCGGCAUCUUGGUGGGCAACAAUUUUGCUCCAAAUAUUAUAUUUGCACUUGCAGGAGGAAUGUUCCUUUACAUUUCUCUGGCAGAUAUGUUUCCAGAGAUGAACGACAUGCUGAGAGAAAAGGUAACUGGAAGGAAAACAGAUUUCACCUUCUUCAUGAUUCAGAACGCUGGAAUGUUGACCGGAUUCACAGCCAUUCUGCUUAUUACCUUGUAUGCAGGGGAAAUCGAACUGGAUUGAUAGGCAAUGGAAGAUGGUGUCAACUAAGGCAUUUUAUAAAUUAAACAAAGAAAACAUCUCCAAAGGGCUCUUAAGCUUAUCCUAUUUAGUUAAAACAUAAUCUUCUUUUCAAGUAUAAGUAAAGGAAUCUAAUGACUGGUCUCACACAUGUAAGAUAGGCCAUUAUAUGUUGCUAAAAAUGCUUCAGAAUGUUUUUUAACUUAAGUCUGAAAUACCUGGUAUGUGGGAUUUUGGGAAAAUACCCUUUUGUUUCCCCCAAAAUCUUAUAAAAAAAUCAUCAUAAAGCAAGAUACAUCUAUUUUAUAAUCAUGCACAGGCUCAGAGGAGAAUACAGGAUGGGUCACAUGAGGCUUUAAAACUUGGUAGGACCAAUGUCCAAGUGGUUUUCUUUCCGUUAUUUUGGUGUGGUGCUUUCACGCGCAGCAGGUGCAUCCAGAUGUGAAGGAGAGUCAAAGCCUCCACGCACAGAGUAAAGACCUCAAGGCCUUAAUGGACCCCAGAAAGCUUGCUCACAGCCCUUAUCUAAUUUUAUAUUUCAAUUAGCAACAUGUAGAACUCUUUUGAAAAUCAUUCCAAAAAUCAAUCAGGAAAUCAUUAAAGCUUGCAAGCCCUGUGAGGUUUGGGCUUGUCUUGAAGUAUGAGCUCUGCCAGACUUCCCCAUAGGCACGGUUUGCUUUCCUUUUUAUGACACACUGUGGUUGUACCCUUAGAAAUGGCAGAACAGUUUGUAAAACUGGUAACUUCAUUCCAAUGUACCAUGCAUUUGCUUUGUGACUGUGAAAAAUAUGUUGGUUUGGAGAAAGAAAUUGAAAUGUAAUUUUAAGCAAUCUACUUCUGAAGAUGAACAUAAUUAUUUAGCAGAGAAUAUUUCAAUAAAUGCAAAACAACAGCUGGGCUGCUUGACGUUAAAGACUGGUUAGCUAAAAAACAUACGUUCCUUAUGGGUGAUUGAGAGCCAGUCAGAGAAGACUUCUCUUAUGUUCAGUGUACUUGUUUCCAUCUGGUAUAUCUUGGGAAAAAUUCAUAUUGAAGAUGUGCUACCUUUUAUAAAAGACAGAACUUGUUUACUCUUUUAGUAGGUAGUAAAAAUAAAUAAAAUUGCUCUAAAUUGAAUAUCCUAACUUCAGUUCACACUCCCAAGUAACUUAAGGAAAGAUGAUUUGGCAGUGAUGAAAAUUAUUGAUAAUUGCUUUCAGUUAUCUUAGGAAGUACGUUUUCCUACAGACCAGAAAAUGUUUUCAUAUAGUAGUAAUGCAAAUCUGAGAAACUUUAAACAUAUGUUAAUGUAUAUUUAACUUUAUGAUUGACCACUUUAGAAAUAUUGUUUGACCAAAUAGUAAACAAUAUUGAAACCA
Molecule: messenger RNA, 2732 nt
Organism: Jaculus jaculus (lesser Egyptian jerboa)
Lineage: Eukaryota; Metazoa; Chordata; Mammalia; Rodentia; Dipodidae
Gene: Slc39a8
Product: solute carrier family 39 member 8
Exons: 8
Coding region: 1-1377 (458 amino acids)
Biological process (GO): zinc ion import across plasma membrane; intracellular zinc ion homeostasis
Cellular component (GO): membrane
Molecular function (GO): zinc ion transmembrane transporter activity
Source: RefSeq, a predicted model, not a curated record